This is a messenger RNA of Somion occarium, 2221 nucleotides long. Lineage: Eukaryota; Fungi; Basidiomycota; Agaricomycetes; Polyporales; Cerrenaceae. The record is from the annotation of a GenBank genome assembly.
GUCAUGAUGGAAAGUGAUCGGUCCCGAUCAUCAAGGCUGCAUAACUCUCAGGUUCUGGUCUCAACUUUCUCUUGAACUUCAACGUCUUUCGAGCAACUUUUACAAUUGAAGAUCAUUUUGUGUUUCUAGGUCAUUCUCGAUGUUCAAGAAACCCCUCGCCGACCUGAAGACGUCGGCUCCUCUCCGAAGUUCAGAUCGACGAAAGCUCAAACAACGUGUCGUCGAAACGUAUUCACUCUCACCUGAAGUGGGAGACUUACUUGUUCCUGAAGGACUCUUGACGCAAAAGUUUAGUACGCAUGUGAACGAACAUGGUGUAGCUUACUUAUCAUCUGAAAGCGACCCUCUUUGGUUUACACUUGGGAAGGGAUCAGACGAGUUGAUUCCGACUGUCUAUACACUCUGGAAGUAUCCAGAGCUCCUCCCGUUUCUUUCAACACCUUCAGCAGUUGUACCCAAGUUGAUCGGUGGUGCAGACCUCAUGAUCCCCGGAGUCGUCCAACACUCGCCUUUUCUGCACCCUAACCAACUCGUCUCAAUCACGCAGUACCAUUCUUACCCCAAACUCGGACCUCCAUUAGCCGUAGGACGCAUGGCCGUCUCAAAUGAUGUAUUGAAUAGGUCGGAUAGAGGAGAUGAUGUGAAAGGAAAGGCCGUACAUGUGUUGCAUACUUGGAAAGACCACCUUUGGGACAUGGGAAAUGGGAGGAAGAUGGACGUUCCGGCACCAAGGGAGGUUGUUGAGCGGGAGCAGGCGGAGGGAGCAACAGAGAAUGAUGCGAAGCAACAGCCUGUAGGCGGUAUACAGGAACAGAUAGAAGAUGGAACUGGCGCAGAGGACAUUCUGGGUGGUACUCAACCUGAAGCCAGUGGAAGUGGAACUCAGACCCAGCCAGCGACUGAUGCCGCAAGACCUGUCAUGACGACGCUGACACCUGAAGACGUUUCGCAUUGUCUGCGUAGCGCGUUACUCCAAGCGCUCCAAACAACUCUCAAGUCACUUCCACCGCCGUCUUUCCCAAUACCUGCAUCCACGUUCUGGUCGACAUAUAUCCUCCCUUCCAGGCCUGCUUAUGCCUUGGGUACAAAUGGACUUUCAGAUUCUAAUCAAAUUGAUAUCAAGCACUCUACUCACAAGACUGUCAAAACCUUCUUGAAAGCCAUGGCCAAGGAGGGUCUUCUGAAGUUGAAGGAAAGUAAGGGAGACGUCCUCGUUACCGCUGUAUAUCCCGCCCACCCUGCUGUUGGUUCUCACCGGCCUCACAGAACGGUACAAAGCGUUGGCGCUCAACGGGAAAAGGCCGAAGAGCGGGAACGCAAGGAGAAGGAAGCCGAGGAAAAGAAAAAGGGAGAGAUCCAAGUAAUUGAGUUGUGGAAACCCCAUGGGUCUACGGUUGCUUGGUUCGUCGCUGCCGGGAAAGACACGUCGAGUCUGUACACAAUGCCAGAUAUCAGGGAGAUCUUCAACACCUAUGUAUCGUCUAAGAAAUUGAUCAAUGUUCAAGAACAACAAUACAUCAAUGUCGGCGAAGAUCCUGCCCUCGCUUCUGCUGUCUCAGCAAAGAACGAAGACAUUCCUGAGUUUAUGAAACGCGAAGAAACUCUCAAACGGAUACGCGAUCACAUGCAGCCUUGGCAUGAGACUAGGGUGUUCGAUAUUGGAAGUGGUCGUGCUGACCUCCAUUCGUUUCGCUAUAGGAAGGGACAUGUGAGACCUAUAUUUGUAACGGUAAAGAUUCGACAAGGACGAAAAGCUGCAACACUCAUCAGUGGUUUCGAGCCGUACCUACUACAAGCAGAAGAGUUGGCAGAAGAGCUGAGGAAGCUGUGUGCGAGCGCUACUUCGGUCACGCCGCUUCCAGGAAAGUCGUCAGACUUAGAAGUGAUGGUCCAAGGCAAGCAAAUCAAAGCUGUCACGGACCUGCUGAUAUCGAAGGGAGUGCCGAAGAAGUGGAUUGAAGUUGCAGAUCUUAGUGACGCAAAGAAGAAAUAGGCGAAUAAUGCAGUGAAAUGAAAUGUAUGUACAGUACUCGAGGUGAUUCUCAUUAUCGCAUCUCCGAUCGCAGAAGCAAUCUUUCGAAACGGUGUGUUUUCCUGCCCACAUGUAAUGUCUCCUCACAGUACUCUGCGAGAUGUUUUGAUGUCCCGUGAGACGGCCGUUGCACGACACUCUCCAGCAAGAUCAACUAGUUCUCUAUGGACCGCUGUUUUUAAUGACACU